Mauremys reevesii (Reeves's turtle) is the source of this 467-nucleotide messenger RNA. It is a transcript of the gene FREY1, whose product is annotated as chromosome 4 C11orf94 homolog. The coding region runs from base 89 to 364 and encodes 91 amino acids. The record is from RefSeq and is a predicted model, not a curated record. The transcript has 3 exons. NCBI's taxonomy places the organism in Eukaryota, Metazoa, Chordata, Testudines, Geoemydidae.
UCCAUCAAUGACAACCAAUGAAAGAAAAGGAGGAUAGGCUGAGUCCAGCCUGCUUCUGCACGGACACAGCAUAGUUGGGUUGGGCUCCAUGAAGCUGCACCUGCUGCUGCCACUCCUGUUGGGGGCUGUGCUCCCUGUGCCACUUUCCCAAAGGCUCAGCGGCUCAGUCCCUGAGGAUUUCUCUGCUCCCCUGGAGCUCCCACAGCAGCACUUCGGCCUGGUGGAUGAUUAUGGCAUUAAGCCGAAGCACCCCCAAUUCCAGACUCGAGCACCCUGGAAGCAGCCUGCAGGCCUGCACCAAGCACACAAGAGCAAGCGGGAUGAGUCAGAUUUGGCAGAGUAUUAUGAUGACAAUGUCCUGUGAGCUGCCCAGGGACUUGUUGCAGUGGGGUCUCCACGAGCCCCAGAGGCAGCUCUAGCCCUGUGCACUAGCUGCUUUAUAAAGGUGUGCAGUACAGCAAGACAGA